UCCCUGUGAACAUCCUCGUUUACUCUCUCUCUCUCUCUCUCUCUUCCUCCCUCUCUCUAUAUAUAUGAAGCUCUGCAAGUCUAUGCUCACGAGUAAGCAAAGUAAUUGUUCAGAGGCUCACGAGAAGGAUGAAAUGAAAUGUGGCUGCUGCAAAAACGCCAAGUCUUCUCCUUCAAUAAAUACCCCCCAAUCAUCUUUUUGUGUUUUGGUGUCUGUUCUUUUGUCCAAACAUUCUUAGACCUGUGAACUCGUGUCAGUGACCUGAUAGAUACAGACAUAUUCUGUGUUUGGCCACAUUAUUUCUUUUCCCUCCAUAUAUUGUAGGGGAAAUCUGCAUCUUCUAUUAUUCUUCAAUUCCCCCCCAAAACCCAAAGCAAGGGAGAAAAAUGGCGGCUAAAGAUUGGGUUUUGCUGUGCUUGGUGGUGAUUUUAGGCUCCGCUCAGCUCAUUCAUUGCAGUGUGAGUUAUGACAGGAAAUCUCUCAUCAUUAAUGGGCAAAGAAGAAUUCUUCUUUCUGGGUCCAUUCAUUACCCAAGAAGCACUCCUGAGAUGUGGGAGGGCCUUAUACAGAAGGCUAAGAAUGGAGGCUUGGAUGUUAUUGAUACCUAUGUGUUCUGGAACCUCCAUGAACCUUCACCUGGCAAUUAUGAUUUUGAGGGGAGAAAUGAUUUAGUUAGAUUCAUAAAGCUAAUCCAGAAUGCAGGGAUGUAUGUGCAUCUCCGCAUUGGGCCUUAUGUUUGUGGAGAGUGGAUCUUUGGAGGGAUCCCUGUUUGGCUGAAAUAUGUACCAGGGACCACUUUCAGAACCAAUAGUGAACCUUUCAAGAGGGCAAUGCAAGGGUUUGUCCAGAAAAUCGUCCAAACGAUGAAGAAUGAAAGGCUGUUUCAGUCACAGGGUGGUCCCAUCAUUCUCUCUCAGAUUGAGAAUGAGUAUGGGUUAGUAAGCAAGGAUUAUGGCUCCGGUGGUCAUGAAUACAUGACUUGGGCUGCAAAAAUGGCUGUUGAUCUGGGCACCGGGGUCCCGUGGGUUAUGUGCAAGGAAGAUGAUGCACCGGAUCCAGUGAUAAAUACUUGCAACGGAUUUUAUUGCGAUUAUUUCACCCCAAACAAACCUAACAAACCCACAAUGUGGACCGAGGCAUGGAGUGGCUGGUUUGAGGAGUUUGGAGGCCCGAUUCACCAUCGGCCAGUUGAAGAUUUGGCCUUUGCAGUUGCCCGAUUCAUCCAAAAAGGAGGCUCCUUUGUGAAUUAUUACAUGUAUCAUGGAGGAACCAAUUUUGGAAGAACGGCGGGAGGCCCUUUCCUGACUACGAGCUAUGAUUAUGAUGCUCCUAUUGAUGAAUAUGGUUUGCUUAGGCAGCCAAAGUAUGACCAUUUGAUGGAACUUCAUAAGGCGAUUAAGUUAAGUGAGAGAGCUUUAGUUAAUGCAGAUCCGACUGUUACACCGUUGGGAAACUAUGAACAGGCACAUGUAUUUUCUUCCAAGUCUGGUGGCUGUGCGGCGUUUCUGGCAAAUUUCCAUUUCAAUUCGCCUGCCACAGUCACAUUCAAUCAGAGGCACUAUGAACUGCCACCUUGGUCAAUUAGUAUUCUUCCAGAUUGCAAAACUGCUGUCUUUAACACUGCCAAGGUGGGAUCCAAGACAUCCCAGGUGCACAUGUUGCCCGCGAAUGUGCCAACACACUCCUGGGGAACGUUCACCGAAGAUACAUCCAGUAUCGAUACUGACUCGAAGCUAACUGUUAUUGGUCUAUUGGAGCAAUUAAAUGUUACCAGGGACACCAGCGAUUACCUUUGGUACAGCACCAGUGUUGAGAUAAGUCCAUCUGAAUCUUUCCUACACGGAGGACGACAUCCAAUUCUCACCGUGCAGUCUGCGGGUCAUGCAUUGCACGUGUUUAUUAAUGGGCAAUUUUCAGGGUCGGCUUAUGGGACUAAAGAACACACACAGUUUACGUGUACGAGAAGUCUCAGUCUGCAUGCUGGAGUGAACAAGAUUUCUUUGCUCAGUGUAGCUAUUGGAUUGCCGAAUGAUGGUGCACGUUAUGAGACAAGGAGCACGGGGGUCCUUGGACCAGUCAUACUGCAUGGACUAGACAAGGGACCUAGGGACUUAACUUGGCAGAAAUGGUCGUAUGAGGUAGGACUGAGAGGUGAGGCCAUGAACUUGGUUUCCCCAACUGGCAUUUCAUCAGUUGACUGGAUUGAAGGGUCCUUGGUCGCACGACAACAACCUCUGACAUGGUACAAGGCUUAUUUCAAUGAGCCAAGUGGAAACGAGCCCUUGGCAUUGGACAUGGGUAGUAUGGGAAAAGGCCAAGCGUGGAUCAACGGGCAAAGCAUUGGUAGAUAUUGGACAAUCCAUGCAACCGGAGAUUGCAACACUUGUACAUAUGAAGGGACAUACAGAUCGCCAAAGUGCCAAUCUGGUUGCGGACAACCUACUCAACGAUGGUACCACGUUCCUCGAUCCUGGCUGAAACCAACAGGAAACCUGCUGGUAGUCUUUGAGGAGAUAGGCGGAGAUGCAUCGAGAAUCUCUGUCGUUAAAAGAACACUCACUUACGUAUAGAAAGAAAUCAUAUUAAGAUAUUACUGUUAGUUUAGUUUUAUUUAUCUCUAAGAGCCAAAAUUCACUGUUUUUACUCCCCUUUCUUUAGAUCUUGGAUUAUGAAAGUUUUAGUCAUAGUACAUACAGGAAAGAUGUAGUUGAAGACUACUAUUCCAGUCUAUUUAAAUUGGAAGAAGAUUAUGAUAAGGUGGCAUAUCUGUAUAGACAGGAUACAUUGCCCAGAAACACCACUUACAGUCAUACUAGGUACGAGGUGGGAUUCGAACCGGAAACGCCGACUUCGACAAGAUUCAAAUGUCAACUCGAAUGUUGGUACGAUGUAACUCGUGUUAAAGGGUUAAUUAUAUUCUAGUGUGGAGCUUUAAUUAUGUGAGUGUCUUGGUCUAAUUUUAUGCAUAAAUUAUUGAUUAUUGUA
Messenger RNA from Ipomoea nil (Japanese morning glory), 2985 nucleotides. RefSeq names its product beta-galactosidase 3-like. Gene Ontology annotation, molecular function: beta-galactosidase activity. Bases 387 to 2570 code for a protein of 727 amino acids. Gene Ontology annotation, cellular component: cell wall; vacuole. Lineage: Eukaryota; Viridiplantae; Streptophyta; Magnoliopsida; Solanales; Convolvulaceae. The record is from RefSeq and is a predicted model, not a curated record. Gene Ontology annotation, biological process: carbohydrate metabolic process. The transcript has 18 exons.